This is a messenger RNA of Penicillium taxi, 954 nucleotides long. RefSeq lists its product as uncharacterized. The transcript has 2 exons. Bases 1 to 954 code for a protein of 317 amino acids. NCBI's taxonomy places the organism in Eukaryota, Fungi, Ascomycota, Eurotiomycetes, Eurotiales, Aspergillaceae. The record is from RefSeq and is a predicted model, not a curated record.
AUGAAGCUCUUCCAAAUAAUUCCCACCCUGUUUCUCUUCCGGACAGCGGUAGCUGGUCCUUCUCAUUACAAUGAGCCAUUCGAUAUGUAUGAUGACAGAAAGAUCUCUAGCCGAGACCUCGCUCCAGCUCAGAUAGAGCGACGAUCAGAUUGCCUUACGAUAGCACAUGCAAUUUAUACGACGACAACUAUGGAAGUAGGGCUUAUUUAUGCUUCUGCUACUUCGUCAGCCCUCAAGCUUGUCUGUAAAGUCGCAAAGAAUAAUGACUGCGUGGAAUUGUUCGACACUGUUAGCGAUGGACUCAAUGUUGUAUUGGGUGUCUCGACAGCAACGAAGGGCUAUGGAAUUGUGUCAGCUUAUCUCUCUGGAAGCGUUUCAACAACAUGGCCGGACCGUCGAUCUCUUGCUGAUGAUGAAUACCCAAGCCUUGACAAUGCCCUCCGAGCCUAUGGCUAUCAUUUUGACUCUAUAACAGAUGAGACUCCUACAAGCAGCGGAGCAGGCAGAAAUACAAGCGAACCAGGCUUGGUCUAUCAAUACAUGUUGAACAAUUUCAGGAAGGGUGAUAACGUUGGUCGUGACUAUGCCCUCCUUGCGUUUGAAGAUGGCACUGCACAGCUUCAUGCCCCAUUGAAUGGCUUCGGCAACAUGAAUGAUACUAUACAAAAGCGAACAUCAACUCUGAAAGGAGUCAAGAUUGCUUUCCAGCUUGGCACCGGCAGAAUACUUAACUCUUCGUAUCGAGAAGGUGCGGCCGAAGCUAUUGCGAAUAAGUGGUUGACUUAUGCCAAGAAAGGUUACGCAGACACGUAUGGAUUGGUGGAAAAGACCGCGACCUCCGUUCUUUACUACCGGACUAUAUCGGAGUUGGAUGGCUGGGGUACCAACUAUGAAAACGUGAAUGCUUGUGGCGCCCUGUCUGAGUAUCUUGGAGAAUAUAUAGGCGAGGCUUAG